This is a messenger RNA of Aspergillus costaricaensis CBS 115574, 1516 nucleotides long. RefSeq names its product phosphoglycerate kinase pgkA (gene pgkA). Gene Ontology annotation, cellular component: cytosol. Gene Ontology annotation, biological process: gluconeogenesis; glycolytic process. Gene Ontology annotation, molecular function: ADP binding; phosphoglycerate kinase activity; ATP binding. Bases 182 to 1516 code for a protein of 444 amino acids. Lineage: Eukaryota; Fungi; Ascomycota; Eurotiomycetes; Eurotiales; Aspergillaceae. The record is from RefSeq and is a predicted model, not a curated record. The transcript is spliced from 4 exons.
ACCAGACUCGCUCACCGCGGACCUAUUAAGUAGGCAUUUUUCUUAAUCCCCUCGUACCCCGUGGUGCUACUAAUACUACGCUGUCCCCCCCCAAAAUCUCCCCUUCCCUUCUUUUUGUCACCCCACCUCUCUCUCUCCCAUUCUCUGACCCCAUCCGACUGUCGUAGAACCGUCGUUCACCAUGUCUCUUACCAACAAGCUCGCUAUCACCGAUGUCGACCUCAAGGACAAGCGUGUCCUGAUCCGAGUCGACUUCAACGUCCCCCUCAAUGACAAGAAGGAGAUCACCAACAACCAGCGUAUCGUCGGUGCUCUGCCCACCAUCAAGUACGCCAUCGACAAUGGUGCCAAGGCUGUUGUCCUCAUGUCCCACCUGGGCCGCCCCGACGGCAAGAAGAACGACAAGUACAGCCUGAAGCCCGUUGUUGCCGAGCUCGAGAAGCUGCUUGGCCGCAGCGUUGUCUUCACCGAGGACUGCGUUGGCCCCGAGGCUGAGGAGGCCGUCAACAAGGCCACUGGUGGCCAGAUUGUUCUCCUUGAGAACCUGCGUUUCCAUGCCGAGGAGGAGGGCAGCUCCAAGGAUGCCGAGGGCAAGAAGGUCAAGGCCGACAAGGAGAAGGUCGCUGAGUUCCGCAAGGGCCUGACUGCUCUUGGUGAUGUCUACAUCAACGACGCUUUCGGCACUGCUCACCGUGCCCACUCUUCCAUGGUCGGUGUUGACCUUCCUCAGAAGGCUUCUGGUUUCCUCGUCAAGAAGGAGCUCGAGUACUUCGCCAAGGCUCUCGAGAGCCCCCAGCGCCCCUUCCUUGCCAUCCUGGGUGGUGCCAAGGUCUCCGACAAGAUCCAGCUGAUUGACAACCUGCUCCCCAAGGUCAACAGCCUGAUCAUCACCGGUGCCAUGGCCUUCACUUUCAAGAAGACCCUGGAGGGUGUCAAGAUCGGAAACAGUCUCUUCGACGAGGCUGGCAGCAAGAUCGUCGGCGAGGUCGUCGAGAAGGCCAAGAAGCACGACGUCAAGAUCGUUCUCCCCGUUGACUACGUCACUGCUGACAAGUUCGCUGCUGACGCCAAGACUGGCACUGCCACCGAUGCUGAGGGUAUUCCCGACGGCUACAUGGGUCUGGACGUUGGCGAGAAGAGUGUUGAGCUCUACAAGCAGACCAUUGCCGAGGCCAAGACCAUCCUCUGGAACGGUCCCCCCGGCGUCUUCGAGCUGGAGCCCUUCGCCAACGGCACCAAGAAGACCCUCGAUGCCGUCGUCUCCGCUGCUCAGUCCGGCUCUAUCGUCAUCAUCGGAGGUGGUGACACUGCCACCGUCGCCGCCAAGUACGGCGUCGAGGACAAGCUCAGCCACGUCUCCACCGGUGGUGGUGCCUCUCUGGAGCUCCUUGAGGGCAAGGAGCUGCCCGGUGUUGCUGCCCUGUCGACACAUACACCGCUUCCAGCAAAGUUGCAGCAAGCAAGCAAGCCUGCUACCAGACCUCCCACGAUAGACGCGACGACCUAUUCUCUGUAG